CGCGGGCGGCGGCGGCGGCAGCAGCCUGUGCCAGAUAUUCCGGGAGGAGGAGGGGAUGUGAAGCUCUACUGUUAUUGCUGAGCCACGUUUGAGAUAGCUCUCCAAGCUGCUAAGCUUGGAGGUCUGGGUCUUGUCUCUGCUGCAGGGAUGUUCGGGUUGCCUAGUCUCCAGCCGUGACCUGGCCAGGGCUGCAGAGCCAUGUCAUCAAUUAUGGAGGGCUCAGAGAGGGGAGACAAAGGGGAAAACUUACACUAUGAGGAAACGGAAGAUGCCAAUGUCAGUCCCACCGACCUCUCAGAGCUGCUGAAGGAGGGGACGAAGGAAUCCCAUGAUCGUGCAGAGAACUGUCAGUUUGUCAAAGACUUUCUGAAAGGAAAGAUCAAGAAGGAGCUUUUCAAGCUGGCUACUGUGGCACUCUACUUCACGUACUCUGCUCUGGAAGAGGAAAUGGAUCGCAAUAAAGACAACCCAGUCUUUGCCCCUCUGUAUUUCCCUCUAGAGCUCCAUCGGAGAGAAGCAUUGGUCAGAGAUGUAGAAUAUUUGUAUGGAGAAGACUGGAAAGAGAAGAUCCAGUAUUCAGAAGCAACUAAGCAUUAUGUGGACAGAAUCCGUCACGUGGGGCAGCAUGAGCCAGAGUUGCUAGUGGCCCAUGCUUAUGUACGCUACAUGGGGGACCUCUCAGGUGGCCAGGUGCUGAAGAAGGUAGCCCAGAGGGCCCUGAAGCUGCCCAGUACUGAGGAAGGGAUCCAAUUCUAUGUAUUUGAAAACAUUUCCAAUGCACAACAGUUCAAGCAGCUCUACAGAGCAAGGAUGAAUGUUCUGGACUUGGACAAGAACACUAAGGAAAGGAUUGUGGAAGAAGCCAACAGGGCCUUUGGACUUAACCUACAGAUAUUUGAUGAAUUGGACAAGAUUGGCAUGUCACUAACAGAAGAAGCCCAAGAUGGAAGCAUCCCAGUCCAUGAUGGAAAAGGAGACCUACGCAAAUGCCCUUACUAUGCAGACAAACUGGCUGGCAAGGCAGGACCUGGCUGUCCCUAUCACGCUGCCAUGACCUUGGCGAAGCAGCCGCUAGUGCAGCUGAUCCUCGCAGCUUGUGUUGCUGUGGCCGCAGGAGCUGCAGCAUGGUACGUAAUGUGAUGGGAAGAGCAGCCUGCAGCUCUCGAUGGUGGUGAAAGGAGAGGGGCACCCUGUCCUUCUUCAGACUGUUCACCUGCUACUGGUGGAGUUGACUGCAGGGUGCAAGUAAGACAAUAAACAGAAUCCAAGGGACUGUCCAGGACUUUCUGCACACCAGUAAUACAAGCACUGUAAUAUCAUGUCUUAGCUAACUAGUGUACAGAGUUGAGUUGGUGAGUGGGUAUGAGGAUUCCAGGUCAGCACUGCUCUCUUCAGGCUGGGACAACUUGUAAGGCUAUGGAUGGCUUGUCCUGUACUGGCAAAGGCUUCAUGUGCUUGGCUUUCUAUCUCCUCCUUGGAAGUGGUCUCCACAGGGAGUUUCCUGCCCUGGGCUGCAGCCCAGGGCAGGAAUCAUCAGUCUUUUCAAAGAGCACUGUUUCUUAUCAUGAGAAACUGGGGCAGAGGUACUGUGCUGCUGCAGUGGCUGUGCUGCAGUGGCUAUGCCACAGGGCUCUUGGUUCAGAGAAGGAAUGUAUUGCUUGUUCCGGUGGCCUGGGGACCAAGUGUAACUUGUGCUGGGGGAAGGACUGUACCCUCUUAUAGGAUGGUUAGAGGGAGGGCUGUGCUCCCUGGAUGAGGGGUGGGACCAAAUGUGUGUGUGGGGGUAUGAAGGUGACAUGUUUAUUGUGCAACAGUGAUUUUGCUGAAGCCUUGACUGGAAUAAAAAGUUGCUAUGCUGCA
Dromaius novaehollandiae (emu) is the source of this 1860-nucleotide messenger RNA. RefSeq names its product heme oxygenase 2 (gene HMOX2). NCBI's taxonomy places the organism in Eukaryota, Metazoa, Chordata, Aves, Casuariiformes, Dromaiidae. The transcript has 7 exons. The record is from RefSeq and is a predicted model, not a curated record. Gene Ontology annotation, biological process: heme oxidation; response to oxidative stress; heme catabolic process. The coding region runs from base 199 to 1140 and encodes 313 amino acids. Gene Ontology annotation, molecular function: heme binding; heme oxygenase (decyclizing) activity.